Rhincodon typus (whale shark) is the source of this 4278-nucleotide messenger RNA. It is a transcript of the gene inpp4b, whose product is annotated as inositol polyphosphate-4-phosphatase type II B. Bases 52 to 3087 code for a protein of 1011 amino acids. Lineage: Eukaryota; Metazoa; Chordata; Chondrichthyes; Orectolobiformes; Rhincodontidae. Gene Ontology annotation, molecular function: phosphatidylinositol-3,4-bisphosphate 4-phosphatase activity. The record is from RefSeq and is a predicted model, not a curated record. Gene Ontology annotation, cellular component: cytoplasm. The transcript has 25 exons.
UCCAGAUCAGCUGGCUAUGAAUGGAGUUCUUUAGUGCAGCCAAGGCCGCAGAUGCAGUUAAAGAAACUGAGUGCAACCUGUGAGUUUGAACUAACAGAAAGAUGGUGCCGUUUGAAAGGAAACCUGCUCUUCUUAAUGAAAAAUAGAAGCAGUACAUCAGACCUUGCUGAGGUAAUAAUCCUGGAACGAUGUGACAUUGUGGAGUGCAGAGAUAACAGGAGUGCAACAUUCAUUAUCAAAUUUGAGAGUGGCGAGCCAGAGAUUUAUCUUGAAGCUAUCUCAAAGUCAGACUGUGAAGACUGGAUUGCAGCACUCCGAGAGGCAAACUGUGAAGGCUUGCAAAGGAGAAUUGCACACCUCCAGUAUUUCAUUAUGGAAAUCAAAGCGAAUACAAGCCCAGAUGGAAUCAACCAAAUUCUCCCUCUACCAGAGAUACCAUCUCCACUGAUAAGUAUUGACAAAACUCCUUUUGAACCAAAGCUGGAAUUCAGUCUUGCAUGCAAGGAACUAGUGGCAACAACUCGUGAUCGGAAACCAAAUUCUUUUGUGCAGAUCACUGUCAUAAAUCCUACACAACAGAGUCUGACCAGAUACUCUAAUACUGAAACAGUGGAGGGAACAAGAGAUCCAGUGUUUUUGACUGGUGCUACUUUCCCACCGGGCUAUCCCAUUUAUGAGGAAACACUGGUGAAGUUAACUGUCUACGAUGUCAAGGAGAAAUCCCAAGAAACCCGAAGCUUCCUGGGUUCUGCUACAUUUGCUGUAGGUGAUCUGCUGAAAUCAGAUGAGCAAACGUUAACCAUUAACCUAAGCCCUCUAGAUGGUUCAAGCAAAGUGGGGACCAUAGUGGUCAGCAACCUUAAAAUGAGAGAGAAUGAAAAUGAAGAAACAGACCAAACCCCUGGUGAGGUUUCGAGGCCAAAGCCAACUUCUUUUUAUGGCAAUCUGUUGCACAGAACUAUUAAAGACCCUGAAAAUUCCUCACUUCUUGAUUCAGUCUUUAAAAAUAUCAUAUGGAAAGUCUACAGAUUGCCCACAGCUAAUGGUAGGUGGCUGUGUGUAAGGGAACAGAUGGCUGAAACUACACUGUCUUUCCUCAUCCCUAAACAAAUGAUCGCACUGUUCAUCCAGGAAGAUAUGAGAAGGUUGCAGGAUCUGGAAGAGCUGGGGGAGCUUUCCGCUCACUGGGACACUCUGCGACAAAAUGUAACCAUCCAUUACCAGCACAUGAUUAGCAGCUACAAAGAAAUGCUUACGGAACUCAAUAAAUUCUCAGGGUCAUCAUUUAAACCGAGCUGCAGCAGAGGAGAGAAGAAGCUUGAAUUUAUUCCAGUUAAUCUGCAUUUACAAAGAAUGCAUGUUCAGUGUAGUUCUUCCAAAACUGAUGGCAUCUAUGAUGUUGUUACCAUUGGAGCUCCAGCAGCCCAUAUUCGGGGGUUUCGAAAUGGAGGCCUUCGUAGGCAACUGUACAGAUUUGAGGGAGAAAAAAGGAAUUCAGCAUACCAGUAUAUCUACUACUCACCUGAAGACACGACCAAAGCAAAAGAAGUGAUAACCAACAUUUAUAAACUUCAACCACUCAUAUUGAGCAACGCAGAGCUUCUGCUAACUGCAGCAAGGCAACACUCCAGUGACAAUCUCAAAGAUUCAUUGAAAACUCUCAGUGAAAUAACUGAACAGUUUGUACAUGCUUUUGAAGACCAAUUGCUGAGAAGUGCCCUGUUAGCUUUACAUAAGGCUCGUCCAAGCUACAUCAACAAAAAGCACCCCAAUCCUAUCCAUAAUCCAGAUGGCAGUGAACAACAGUAUGAAAGCAGUGAACGCAGGUCCAGCAAAGAUUCAAUACCUCAUCAUGCUGAAUAUGACGAAGAAGAUUGGGACAGAGUUUGGGUGAACGUGGGGAAAAGUUUGAACUGUAUUAUUGCAAUGGUGGACCGACUGCUUGAACAAGUUGACACAGGACAAGAAUGUGAGGUUGAACCUUCAGCAGUUAAUCAAAUUACCUCUUCAGCAUCUGAUGACUGGUAUGAACAGCUGUACCCUCUGGUAGUUACUUUAAAGGACUGUGUCAAGGAAGUGAUUGACAGAGCAAAGAAGGCCAUGGUAUUUGUUCUUCUUCAAGAUUAUGGUUCCAAUAUAUCUCAGGCCCUGGCGUUGCAUCAGAGGAGAGAUGUUGUCUUCAGCCAAGCACUUGCCGGUCUCGUCUGUGGUUUUGUGAUCAAACUGCACACGUGUUUACACGACCAGGACUUCCUAUUGCAGCUUCACACUGUGGGUUUGCUUGUACAGUUUGAAGGACUUCUCAGCACAUACAGUGAAGAGAUUGGAAUGCUAGAGGACAUGUCAGUUGCAAUCGUAGAUUUACAGAAAGUGGCAUUCAAAGUUGUUGAAGCACAGUUGGAAGAGAGUGCUAGUGCCAAUCUUUAUCCUGUUGUGACUGGAAUCAGAGAUUUUUACACAGUGGAGGUUCAGCUUCCCAGUAAGUUGUUUGAAGUUUUGCCGCAAGAGAUUAAAGAUGGAAAGCUGCUACGUGUGCACCCAGUAUUUUUUAACAUCGGAAUAAAUGAACAACAAACUCUGGCAGAGAGGUUUGGGGAUAUUUCUCUGCAGGAAAUUAUCAAUCAAGAGAAUUUUAAAUUACUCAAUAAAUAUUAUAAAACAUUUCAAGAAAAACUAAUAUCAAAUUGUCUGCCUCGAUUUCAAACUCAGAUUGAUAUAAAAGAACUACUUCAAAGCCUUAGCCAAAAUGUCCAAGUUCGGAAAAGAAAAAAUGUGGAAGUCCUAAAACUUGCUGCAUUGAUUUGCCGAAGGUUAAACGGAAUACGCUUCACAAGUUGUAAAAGUGCCAAAGACAGGACAUCCAUGUCAGUCACAUUGGAACAAUGUGUGAUUCUUCAAGAAGAACAUAGUCUACACCCAGACUAUUUUACCAGAGCAUUGGACUGCAUGAGGAGAGAAGGAUGUCGAAUAGAAAAUGCACAGAAGAAUAUAAAUUGCAGGAAAUAUGCAUUCAACAUGAUUCAGCUGAUGGCAUUCCCAAAAUACUACAGACCACCCGAUGGAACAUAUGGAAAAGCAGACACUUAAACUUAAUAACAUUUGUAAGCAGACAGUUUACAAAAUUAUUCAGGUUUUAAUUAGCUCUAAAUAGAAAGAGUAACUAUCUACUACUUGUGACUAAGUGAUUUCGGCUGAAAACAUCCACCCAGAUUGAAUUUCUUUGGUGAUCUUCUUCAUGUCAAAGGAAAUUUUAGAAUUUGUGUAUAGCCCUUUUCAUUUAUUUUUAUUUUUGAGGACUAGGACAUAGUCAAUUCUCCUUGCUGAUGUUGCAUGAAGAGCACCAAUGUUAAAAUGUGCCAAUGCAAUUCUAUCCAAAAAAACAACUGUACAUUAAAUUUUUUUUGUAUAAAUUAUGUUGACAAUGCUUGUUGCAGCACAUUUUUGUCCACAGUUGCAUCUUCACGUUUUAUGAUUGCUGUUUAAAGUUAACAAGUAAUAUUUAAAAGCAACUGUUUAUUACUUUAAGGAAAUAUUCAUUACCAGAUGUGCCAGGGUUAAACAGUAUACCCAGCUCAAGUGCAAUACAGGUAAUCUAUGACUUGAAGAAAUUACUGUAUUUACUGGUGAUAUUUAUGUCCAAACAUUUUAUUGGCAGUAAUCAGCACAAUGUACUCUCACAAAGGAAUGAGUAUAAUGUGUUCCUGCCUCUGAUCAUAGUGUGUGUUGCUUUAAUUGACAGCAGUGUGCUGAUGUUUAAACAUUGAUGUUAGAAAUUCAGAGUUUCUGCAACUCAUUCACCCAAACAAAAUGUAGGGGCAUGAGCCACAGGAUUUCAAUGUGCAUUCUUUUCCUGAAAAUGCAGUAAUAGCUAUUUUAAUGCAGUAAAGCCCAUGUCCGUUUUUAAAACCUAAUCCUUAGUUGUUUUACAGGUGCAUUAGGAGUAAAAAGAUAACAUGGGAAAUAGUAGGGCCCAUUAAGGACUACAGUUGGAGGAUGUAGGUAGGGUUCUAAAUUAAUACUUUGUGUCAGUGUUCAUUGGUGAGAGGGAUGAUAUGGGAAUGAAAAUCAGGGAGAAAGUCUGUGAUACAAUUAAAGUGUUAGCAUAGAUAGAGAAGACGCUGUUAGUGAUCAGGUAGACUUAAACCUUCAGGUCCAGAUGAAAUGUUUCCCAAGUUGUUGAGUGAGGCAAGGGCAUAAAUAGCAGGGGCACUUGUGACAAUUUUUUAAUUCCUCUCUGGCAACAGGAGAUUUGAUUUGGUUUGAUUUGAUCUAUUAUUG